Linum tenue is the source of this 5109-nucleotide messenger RNA. NCBI's taxonomy places the organism in Eukaryota, Viridiplantae, Streptophyta, Magnoliopsida, Malpighiales, Linaceae. The record is from the annotation of a GenBank genome assembly.
UAAAAGCCCUUUAAUAUAUUUUAAGAUUUUUGGACGGGCUCAAAUUUGAAUUUUUAUAUUUGCCGCGGCAGAGGUUGUUUGAAGAAAGUGACUCCCGUGUAUUCUAUGUAAUUACUAGUUAAAGACCCAGGAGAGUUUGGAGUUGACUCGCUUCAGAUCUCUUGAUUCAUGACAACUACCGUCAAAUGCAAAGAACAUUUUAUAUAUUCAUAAUGCAUCUUCUUCAGCCGCUGAGGCUUUUGAUGCAGCAAAACAGAGUUGAGUUUCUUAGCUACUCUUCUCUCUACCUUUUCAUAUCCUUACAUCCUCAUCCAAAGCCAGAUCAGUUAACCGAGACAUGUUUUUCCUUAAGCCAACUUUCCUGAGAGGAUUAUCCGGUUCAAUACACCUGCUCUUGCUGCUGGGGUUGUUUUCCUCCCUUAUGAGGAAAAAGUUCUGGUUGCGCGAUCCUGGUGAUGGUUCUGCGGAAAGUUUUUCAGGCAAGCACAAGAAGAGGUGUUUUUAUCACAACAUGAGCGUGCUCUGCUCUCUUGGUCUUUCAUCGUUCAACUUAUUGUUGACCUUAUACAGUUAUUUCAGCUGGUCCUGGAAUGGGAUAUCUGAGGAUGAUGAUAUGGUGACGACCCUUUUCGAUUUAGCACUCAGAGCUUGCUCUUGGGGUGCGCUUGCCGCUUUUCUGCACACCCAAGUUUCAGAUUCAGCAGAAACAAAGUUUCCUCUUCCCUUGAGGAUAUGGUGGGGGUUCUAUCUCUCAAUUUCCUGUUAUUGCUUUGUCGUUGAGCUUGUCAUGUACAAUCAACUCCAUGCCGCUGCCCAGAUUCUGCAUUUGGUUUCUGAUGCAGUCUCUGUGUUGGUCGGUCUGUUUCUCUGUUAUGCGGGGGUUUUCAGAUAUAGAAAUGACAAUACACUUCUUGAAGAGCCUUUCUUGCAUCACGAUGAGUCGAGUGCGGAGGCAGAAAAAUCGACAGGGGACGACAUUGUCACUCCCUUUUCAUCUGCUGGUGUUUGGGGCAUUGUUUCUUUCUCUUGGAUCGGUUCUCUGGUAGCUCUUGGGUAUAAGAAAGCAUUAGAGGUUGAGGAUGUUCCUCGGCUUAAUAAAGAUGACAGUGUCUUCGGGGCAUUCCCAUCUCUUAAGGAGAGGAUUGUUGAAUCUGAUGGGGGCACUACUAUCACAGCUUUCAAGCUUGCCAAGGCAUUGUUCCUCUCAGCUUGGAAAGAGAUUCUGUUGAUAGCUUGUCUGAGCUUGUUGAGCACGGCAACGUCUUAUGUUUUGUAUCUCAUGAUUAUUUACCUUGUACCUCUGGAUGAGGGAGGGGAAUUCACGCAUCAAGGGUAUAUCUUCUUCCCCAUACUGUUUCUGGUCGGAAAGGUUGUCGACUUCCUGGUGCAAAGCCAAGUGCAGUUUAGGUUGCAACGCAUUAGUAUUAGGGCACGUUCAACGCUGGUCACAAUGAUCUACAACAAGGGCUUGACCCUCUCGUAUCAGUCGAAGCAUAGCGGGGAAAUAAUCAAUGUGGUGACAGUGGAUGCCGAGAGAAUCAGUGACUUGAUUGGGUACUUUUAUAACCUGUGGUUUGGUAUCUUGAAUAUUGUUUCAGCCUUGUCCGUACUAUACACAGUAUUGGGAUUUGCAUCUAUAUUAGUUUUCGCUACGAUUGUGGUUAUAAUGAGGAUGGGUUUCUGUUUGCUAAGAUGGCAGAAGACUUAUCAGGAAAAGGUGAUGGAAUCAAAACAGGACAGAAUGAAAGAAACAUCUGAGACGUUAAGGAACAUGAGAGUUCUGAAGCUGCAGGCAUGGGAAAUGAAGUUUCUGGACAAGAUCAUCGGCCUGCGGAAGGCGGAGACUGUAUGGUUGAGAAGAUCUGCUUUCUCUUCUGCUUUCAUUAGUUUUUACUUCUCGGCUGCCUCUACUUCUGUUGCUGUGGCUACAUUCGCUUUGUAUAUGCCUUUGGACAUCCCACUAGAUUCUGGGGCUAUGCUAGCAACGCUAGCAACUUUGUCGAGCCUUCAAGGUCCCAUCUAUGAGCUCCCAAAAUCCAUUUCCAUGUUGUUUCAAGUAAAGGUUUCAUUUGAUCGAAUUGUAGGCUACCUUAGUCUUGACGACCUGCCGGAUGAUGCCGUGACGAGGCUUAAAGGAGGGGCUUCUGAUACUGCGAUCGAGAUCGUUGAUGGGAGUUUCGCUUGGGAUUCAUCUUCACCAAACCCCACGUUGAGAGAUGUAAACCUGAAGGUGUACCGUGGGAUGAAGGUUGCUGUUUGCGGUACUGUUGGUUCAGGCAAAUCAAGUUUGCUCUCCUGCAUUCUGGGAGAGGUGCCAAAGAUCUCUGGCUCUGUCGUGCUCUGUGGGACAAAAGCUUAUGUUGAUCAGUCACCUUGGAUCCAGAGUGGCAAUAUCGAGGACAACAUUUUGUUGGGACUAGAGAUGGACCAAUACAAGUAUGAUCGAGUACUCGAAGCUUGUGCACUGAAGAAAGACCUGGAGAUGUUGCCAUUUGGUGAUCAAACAGAGAUUGGUGAGAGAGGUGUCAAUUUGAGUGAAGGACAAAAGCAGAGGAUUCAGAUUGCUCGUGCCCUCUACCAAGAUGCUGACAUCUACCUGUUUGAUGACCCUUUCAGUGCUGAGGAUGUUCAUACUGGAUCACAUUUGUAUAAGGAAGUUUUGCUUGGUCAUUUGAGCGUCAAAACUGUGGUUUACGUCACUCAUCAAGUUGAAUUCUUGUCCGCCGCAGAUCUAAUCUUGAAAACUCCAAUUGUACGACUUGGUCAGGUCAUGAAAGAUGGAAGGAUAACUCAGAGUGGAAAGUACAGUGACAUUUGCCAGAGUUCAGGGCCUGAUUUCGGGCAACUUUUUGGUGCACAUAUGGUGAUUUUGUCAGCAAUAAACGAAUGGAAAGCUUUCGAAAGUGCGGUAGGAAGUAGGAGUAAGGAAAUCGCUGAGACGAGCAGCAGCAACCAGACUGAGCAGAGAGAAGGAAGCAAGGUUUUGGAGAAUGUGAUUCAGCUUGUUCAGCAAGAAGAGAGGAAGAAAGGAAGGGUUGGGUUCUCUCUCUACUGGAAGUAUCUCAGCAUGGCGUCUGCUGGUGCCAUUGUCAUAGCUGCAGAGAUAGUUUUCCAGCUGCUCCAGUAUGGCAACAAGAAGCUGCUGGUUCGGGCAACUGAAGCAUCAGAGCAGGAAGAGCCUCCUUACCGUGCGCUCAAGCUGAUAUUUGUUUACGUGGUUUUGACCACCGCGGGCUUUGCUUGCCAGGUAGCCAAAACCACCGUUCUUACGGUUACAGCAUAUGAAACUGCUACUCUGCUCUUCAACAAGAUGCACCAGUGUAUUUUCAGUGCUCCCAUGUCGUUUUUGGACUCAACCCCUACGGGGAGAAUUCUAGGCCGUGCGUCUACGGAUCAAAGUGACGUUGAUCAGAAAAUUCUAGGCCAAAUGCACAAAACUGCCUCUUCGAUAAUCCAACUUCUGAUAGCCAUUAAAGCAAUGUCUCAGGCCGCGUGGCAAGUUCUUUUUGUAUUGAUUCCUUAUAUUGCUAUCAGCUUCUUCUAUCAGCAAUACUACAUACAAGCAGCACGGCAGCUUUCACGGCUGGUAGGAGUGUGCAGGGCUCCAGUUAUCCAACAUUUUGCUGAUACAGUAUCUGGAAGGAUAACGAUAAGGAGCUUUGAUCAACAACCAAGAUUCCGAGAGACAGCUAUGAGACUUACAGAUGUAUAUUCCCGCUCCAAGUUUCAUAACGCUGCCACAAUGGAAUGGCUCCGUGUUCGCCUUAAUUUUUUCUCGUCUAUCGUAUGUGCUAUGUCUUUGUUUCUCAUUGUCACUUUCCCUGACAAAGAUCCAUCUGUUACUCGUGUAGCCUGGAUGUAUGGAAUCAACAUAUACUGGCUUCAAGAGUGGUUGUGGCAGAUUAGUGAUGUCGAGAACAUAAUUGUAUCAGUGGAGCGAAUUCUUCAGUACACUGCUAUUCCCAGUGAGGAUUCUCUGGUAGUAGAAGAGAAGCAACCAGAUCCUUCUUGGCCAUCACAAGGACAAAUUGAUAUUAGUAGCCUACAGGUUCGAUAUGCCCCACAUUUGCCCAUUGUGCUGAGAGGUCUUACCUGCACAUUUGAAGGAGGAAAGAAAACAGGAAUUGUGGGCAGAACGGGAAGUGGUAAAUCAACCCUUAUACAGACACUUUUCAGGAUCGUGGAACCAACAGCUGGGCGUAUUACGAUUGAUGGUGUCAAUAUCUCAGCAAUGGUACUCCAUAAUUUGCGUUCAAAGCUCAGCAUUAUACCUCAAGAUCCAACCAUGUUUGAAGGGACUGUAAGAGAGAACCUGGACCCUCUUGGGCAAUACCCUGAUGAACAGAUUUGGGAGGCUCUGGAUAAGUGCCAACUUGGAGAUGAAGUUAGGAAGAAGGAGAAAAAGCUGGAUUCUGCCGUGACUGAGAAUGGAGAGAACUGGAGUAUGGGGCAGAGACAGCUAGUCUGUCUUGGCCGUGUUCUGUUGAAAAAGAGCAAAGUGUUGGUUCUGGAUGAAGCUACUGCCUCAGUAGAUACAGCCACUGAUAAUCUGAUUCAGCAAACACUAAGGCAACACUUCUCCGAUUGCACGAUUAUCACCAUUGCCCAUCGAAUAACGUCUGUUCUUGAUAGUGACAUGGUUCUUCUGCUCAGUCACGGCUUGAUUGAGGAAUAUGAUACAACAGCAAGAUUGUUGGAGAACGAGUCGUCCUCGUUUGCUCAACUUGUAGCGGAGUACAGUGAGAGGUCGAAAGAACAGUAUUGACCCAACCAAAGCUGCUUACAAGACCAUCUACUGACUGCAGAUAGCCAUAAGUUGUGCCUGCUCUGCUGGUGAUGAUGAUGAUGAAAAUGUUGGUAAUGCUGUAGUAAUGAAGGGGAGAGUUUUGGGAGUUACGGUUAGGCAAGAGUUUCUUCCCACUUAAGUUGCUGCAUCUUAAGAUGUUGCAGCUUUUAUCUAUAUCCUUGUGAAACACUGAAUAACAUGCUUGACAACUAUUUCGAGUUAUUUCCCUCCCCUCUUUUCGCCCUGGUUAAACCUUGGACAACCUGACAGAUCUGGCGGACAAACUAAUUUAAAUUUUGGCCUAUCUUGACAGAUUCUGGUGG